AUGAGCUCCGACGACAACGCUGCUGCCUCCACGCCUGCGGUCAUCGCCACAGAACUGAAGCUACCAAAUUUUUGGCCGAAAAAUCCAAGGGUUUGGUUCAGCCAAGUGGAGGCCCGUUUUCAGCUCCGGCAUAUCACCUCGCAGUCGACAAAAUAUCUUCACGUCGUCGCAGCCCUGCCCCCCGAAAUCGCCGACGCUAUCGACGACAUUUUGGUUUCACCCCCCGCGCAAGAACAAUAUGACACCCUCAAAAAGACGGUGCUGGACCGCCUCGAGGCGCCUGAAGAAAGCAGACUGCAGCAGCUCUUGUGUCGCGAAGAGCUGGGCGACCAACGACUUUCCCAACUGCUGCACCGUAUGCGGCAACUACUCGGUGUGCACGCGCGUCAGGACGGCCAGCUCCCACUUCUUCGUGAACUUUUCCUGCAACGGCUCCCCCAGUCGGUGCGCGUGGUGCUCGCAGGUUCAAAUGAGACGUCCCUUGAUCAACUAGCGCAACUUGCCGAUCGCAUCACGGAAUACUCAACUCCAACCUUUGCGCCCAUAGCUGCUGCAAGAACACAUGAGCAACCAGAUCGACUGUCGCGCCUUGAGGAGAAACUGCAACACCUUACCGAGACCAUGCAGAAACUUGUGCUAUCUGGCGCUCCCCAACAGGACGAGCAACGACGCAACCGAUCCCCUUCAAGACACCCAAGCUCUUCCCAGAGAAGCCAUGCACGAGAUACACAGGACGGAUCGUUAACGGCGGCUUACGACAUCGGCCCUCCACCCAGCCGCCUGUUUUUCGUAGUCGACCGCGUAAGCAACUCGCGCCUGCUAGUCGACACGGGAGCCGAAAUCUCUAUUGUCCCGGCAACCCCCGAGGAUCGCCGACGUAGCAAGAACACAUCGUCGCUGCAGGCAGUGAACAACACUGCCAUCGCUACGUACGGCUUCCGCUCGCUGACAAUAGACGUCGGACUCAGGCGCCUGUUUCGCUGGGUCUUCGUGGUGGCGGAUGUUAAUUUCGCCAUACUCGGAGCAGAUUUUCUCAGCCACUUCAACCUGGAUGUGAGCGUACGUGACCGUUGCCUCAAGGAUAACAACACAUCCCUCAAAGUACGUGGUUUGGAGUCAAACAUCUGCUCAUCUGGCAUCUGCGCCUUCCAGCCAGUAUCAGCCUACCACCACGUCCUGGCCGAAUUCCCCUCGCUCACCAAGCCCCGCAACACGGAACAGCCGGUGAAACAUAACGUGACUCACCACAUCGUCACCACCGGGCCGCCAGUCACCGCCCGGCCACGACGGCUGUCCAGCAAAAGGCUUCAAGCUGCACGCAGGGAGUUCGAGCACAUGCUGCAGCUGGGAAUUGUUCGCCCUUCGUCUAGCAACCAUUCAUCGCCGCUACACAUGGUGCCUAAGGACGACGAUUGGCGCCCGUGUGGUGAUUACAGAGCCUUGAACGCAUCGACAACGCCGGACCAGUAUCCUCUGCCACACAUUCACGAUUUCAGCGCGCGGCUGGCAGGUACGAAAAUAUACAGCAAGAUCGACCUUGUAGCGGCAUACCACCAAAUCCCCGUCGAACCGCAGGACAUACCAAAAACAGCCAUAACAACUCCGUUCGGCCUGUUUGAGUUUGUCCGCAUGCCCUACGGCUUGAAAAAUGCCGCACAGACCUUUCAAAGGUUCAUGGAUGAAGUCACCCGGGGUCUUCCUUUCAUCUUUGUCUACCUGGAUGACAUUUUGGUGGCCAGCAGAACGCCUGCGGAGCACGAAGAGCACCUCCGCCAGCUCUUUCAGCGUUUGGAUGAGCACGGUCUGGUGUUGAAACCUCAAAAGUGCGUGUUUGGAGUAGAGGCGCUCAACUUCCUCGGCCACCACAUCACUGCUGAGGGCAUUAUGCCAUUGGAAUCGAGGGUGGAAUCCGUCAAGAAGUUUCCAGCUCCAACAUCUUUUCGCAAGCUGAGGGAGUUCCUCGGGCUCUUAAACUUCCACCGGCGCUUCAUUCCGUCUUGUGCUCGAGUGCUCCAGCCAUUGACCGACCUGCUGCGCCGAGACGACCAAAAGGCACCAGAAUUUUGUUGGUCUGACGAACACCAGAACGCUUUCCAGAAAGCUAAGGACGAGCUAGCCGCGGCUACCCUCCUCAUUCAUCCACGGCCUGAAGCUCCUACACGCCUCAUGGUGGACGCUUCCUCCACAUCGGUCGGAGCAGUGCUGCAGCAACAGGAGGGCGCCCAGUGGAAGCCACUGGGCUUCUUUUCGAAACGUCUGAAGCCUGCAGAAGCACGGUACAGCACUUUUGGAAGGGAGAUGCUCGCAAUCUAUUGUUCCAUUAAGCAUUUCCGCUACUUCCUCGAAGGCCGUGAGUUCUACAUCUUGACAGACCACAAGCCCCUCACCUACGUAUUCAAAAACAACAGUUCCUCCUACUCAGAACGAGAGAUCCGUCAGCUCUCAUUCAUCUCCGAGUUUUCGACAGACAUCCGCCACGUUCCCGGGGUCGAAAACGAAGCAGCUGACGCCUUGUCUCGCGUCAACGCUUCCGGCACAGAAGUCCUGGACUUCGAAGCCAUGGCCGCAGCUCAGCGGGACGACCCCGAGUUGACAAGACUGAAGGGAGGGGGAUCUUCACUCGUGCUCUCGGAGGUUGCACUUCCCUACGUGCAGAGCACGAUAACCUGCGAUACCUCCCAGGCAGCACCACGACCUUUCGUCCCACUGAACUUUCGCCGAGUGGAAUUUCGGACUCCUGAGUCGCGGUUUGACCACGUUCACCUCGACCUCGUGGGACCACUACCGCCCUGCCAAGGAUUUAGGUACCUGCUCACAUGCAUCGACAGGUACAGCCGGUGGCCCGAAGCUAUACCAAUUGCGGACAUAUCAGCUGAGACCGUCGCGCAGGCCUUCAUUCAAACAUGGGUGUCCCGCUUUGGCUGCCCCGCCCGCAUAACAACUGACCGGGGACGGCAAUUCCAGAGCAACCUCUUUUCCGCACUUUCAACGCUCCUCGGCACGAAGCUGCAGCAUACAACCGCCUACCACCCCGCCAGCAACGGAAUGGUUGAGCGCUUCCACCGGCAACUCAAAGCCGCACUGGCAGCGAAACUCGACCGCCAGCACUGGGUGGAGAAGCUCCCGCUCGUUCUUCUUGGCCUACGCUCAACGGUGAAGGAAGACCUCGGCUUCAGCGCAGCGGAAAUGGUCUACGGCUCAACAGUGCGCCUCCCGGGAGAAUUCUUCUCCGACCAGACACCUUCCGCCCCAACAGCCUCCGAUCACAUCGAGAAGCUGCGCGCAUGGCUCGCGCAACUCAGGCCAACAGCACCUCGCAUCGCCCGCAACAGGAAAGUUUUCACUUUUCCUGACAUGGACUCUGCUACCCAUGUGUUCGUGCGACACGACGCAACGAAGCCGCCCCUUACUCCGCCGUACGAUGGCCCAUUCAAAGUUUUGGGACGUACUAACAAAACCAUCGCAAUCGACGUGCGGGGGAAACGAGAAGUCGUCGCCGUUGACCGCGCCAAGCCUGCUCAUAUUGAGGUUUCCAUUCAAGCAGCCUCUCACGUACGAUUUCAGUGCUAA
Molecule: messenger RNA, 3570 nt
Organism: Rhipicephalus sanguineus (brown dog tick)
Lineage: Eukaryota; Metazoa; Arthropoda; Arachnida; Ixodida; Ixodidae
Exons: 3
Coding region: 1-3570 (1189 amino acids)
Biological process (GO): proteolysis; DNA integration
Molecular function (GO): aspartic-type endopeptidase activity; nucleic acid binding
Source: RefSeq, a predicted model, not a curated record